Alternaria alternata is the source of this 619-nucleotide messenger RNA. RefSeq lists its product as hypothetical. The transcript has a single exon. The record is from RefSeq and is a predicted model, not a curated record. Bases 244 to 585 code for a protein of 113 amino acids. NCBI's taxonomy places the organism in Eukaryota, Fungi, Ascomycota, Dothideomycetes, Pleosporales, Pleosporaceae.
AUUCAACACAGGCUGUUGCAGCAUUAGCAGGCGAAGAAUAUGUUUGACGACCUCCAGCGGUCUAACACCCAACGGAAAGGCUUCGAAGAGCUCAUUCACCUUUGCGCCGACUGCGACAAUUUCCCCGUCCCAACCGUUGAGAGUAUCAAAUAGAAAUUCGGAAUACAUCGUGACGUGAGUGAGGACAUCGAAGAAGCUGCCGAAGCGUACAAUCUUGCUGUCUGUCGUACUAUCGGUCUGGCUAUGCACAAGAAAUUACCACGAGAACUCCGCGACAUGGUCUACGCGUACCUGACCACACUUGAACUAGAAUUGUCAGACAAACCUGAUCUCCACUCGCGAAAAGAAUUUAGUCAACGAGUCCAACAACCAAAGUGCAUGGAAGGCCUUGCCAAACCGCCGAGAUAUACUACAUACUUUGCCUUGCAGCCUCACUCGAAGAAUGAUGGGCUUUGCUCAGAGUACUAUUGGCGAGACGAUGUCGUCAGCUCCAAAGUGGCUUCUGAGCCUAUCGAAUCCUGGUACCGGAACAGCACGUUCUACAUGAACUACACAAUAAUGGAUCAAGCAGAGUCCGAUAAAUGAUUCAAAAAGCUGUUUAACAAAGAUCUUUUUGGUA